Molecule: messenger RNA, 5005 nt
Organism: Lymnaea stagnalis (great pond snail)
Lineage: Eukaryota; Metazoa; Mollusca; Gastropoda; Lymnaeidae
Source: the annotation of a GenBank genome assembly
GUUUGUAAACAAAUAAUUUGUUCUAUAUGGGAGUGACGACAACUUUGUCCAAGCAGAGAAAACAUUAGUAAACUCCAGGUUAAUCAGUAGUUAGCAAUUGUUAGACAAUUAUUUACCAUACGAUAAUUUACCAUUAAAGUUAAUGUAUAGAAUAUAGUUAUCUGUACCUACAAGUAAUAAACAUUCAGUUUUUCACCUAAUUUCGAUAACUUUUUUUUUUUACACUACUGACUUUGUACUACUAGUAUAGUGCUACUACAUUUAUGAUUUCAUUAUAGUUAUAGCCAUAAUAGCACUUCAGUAUUUAGUAUUAUUAGUUAGGCCUACUAGUUAUUGAAUAUAUAGUUGGCUUUAGUUGUUUAUUUUAACUGCAAACAUUUAAGUGCAGUUUUUUGUCUGUAGUUGUAGCAGUAGCAGUGCUCAGUGCUGGUGACUUAAUUAAGUCAUUUCAUAUUUUGACAUUAGUAUUAGAAAUAGUAAUCUCUUAGUAUUAGUAGCAGUAGUAGUAGUGUACCUGGGUGCAUGGAGGCAGCAAUGUUGUUUCUCAUACCUCAACUUACUUCAAGUUAAAGCUGAAUUCAAUGAAGUCAGGGGCAAGACUAGUGCUUUAGUCAAAGGAUGGCAUGGCACUGAAUGUAGUGCACCCACAAAAAUACACAAUCUGCUUAUCCAACACGUUUUUAUAACCUACAUACACAAAACAAAGUAUUAGUAGUAGUACAUGACUAAGGAUGAAUUAUUUUUAAUAUCAGUCAGUCAGUGGAUGAUUAAAAAAUUGUAUAAUAUGGGGAUGUGGCAUGGUGAAAGAAAAUGAUAUAACAUUAGGUGUGCUGUCUCUUACUAUUAUUUUUUAAAAGUUUUAACUAUAAUUUACUUAAAACAUUUGUAUAUUAUUGACCCCCCUCCUCUCUCUCUCUCUCUCUCUCUCUCCAGAUCACAAAACAUGCCGUCAGUACACACAGUCAUUCAUUUGUUGAUGCUAGUACUUGUUGCUGUUCUUGGAACUAUGUACAUUCAACUUCAAGCCCAGUAUUUAGAAAUGGCAGAUUCCUGUAACAACAUGCUAAGAAUCCCUAAAUCAACACACCCUAGAAACAGUGCAAAUGUGUUACCAACUGCAAGUAUGGAUAUGCAUGGCACCAAAAACCAUUUGCUGGAAUCUAUAAAUAAAUUUAAUUUGGAAUCUUCCUCCUUAUUUCUGCACCUGGAUGAUAAAGAUAUCCUCACUGGCACCGAACUGCAAAUGAACACAUCAUUUAUUUUUUCUAUCUCACAAAGCUCUUUUGAGUCCAGCUCCAUAACGUUUAAAACAACAGAAAAGAUCGCAUUGAGUGAAUCUGGUAAAAUUAAAGAUAAGGAAAUAAGCAUAGCUGAACAGUUUGUAGGAGCUAGUGCCACAGAGGUCAGGAAAACUCCAGAAACUUACUCUGUUGAUAUUACAAAUUCUGCACAAAUAGAACUUUUAACAUAUAAGGAAUCUUCACAACCAUCUGAUUCAGAAAUAUCAGAAUCUCAACAAUUUUCAAAGGAUAUUCUUUCAUUUCAACCAAGUACCAAAGCUGAUAAGCCUGCCAACAAGUUAGGGAGCUAUGAACAUUCACACUUUCUAGAUCACAAAGAUACUUCCACAAAUUCCUUCUCAUCAGUUGAGUCUUAUAAUGACCUACUCGAGACAUGGUUUGAUUUAAAGUCUUUGGCAGUAUCUCAGACUUCCAGAGACCUUAAACCUUCAUUUACUCAAAGUGUGUCCGUUGGUGCUAAUGACAGAAAUUUUCUUGAAACAAAUGUUGAUGAUUUUACAGAAGAGGAUGUAAUUUUGUCUACUGAAAAUAUUCAGGAUGAUAUUAAGCCAUUCUGUCACACGGAUAAUUGUGAAAAUAUCAAUGAAAGAAGUUUCAAUUUACCGAGUAUUGAACCAAUGCAUAUAGAAGAUGAUUUAGAUAAUGAACCAUUAGUCAAACACAUGUUUGUAAAAGAAUUAGAAAAUAAUAACCAACAAAAUGAGCCUUAUUCAAACAUUUUUGAAGUCAAUCUGGAUAAAAUUACAGAUAUUAAAGAAUUGAGUAAUCUUAUUUCUUAUGGUACAUCAGCUUGGUGCCAGUUGAACAGCUUUGGCACAAGAUCUUGUAGAUUUCACAACUUAUGUUACAAAGUAAAGGAAGAUGAUUUUAUUUUUUUGAAAGGAGAUAAGAGUGUGAUUAAUAUGAGCCCCAAAGAUGAUAAUGCUGACUUCAGUGAGGUGUUUGCCAUUAAUCUUUCCACUGUCCCAGAUCAUAAUGCACAUAUGUUUUCAAUGGUUACUAUUCCAGCAGAAAGCCUUCAUAAAUUCUCCAUAGCUAAGAUAGACAAGGUGGCUGUUAUCAUGAGUCGAUUCAAACCAGAUAAUAUUAUGCAUGUACUACAUGAUGAUAUCAUCCCUUUAUUUGACACACUUUACUAUCUGAAUCCACAACAUCUGGGCAAAAAAUUUGAUGUUGCUCUUGUUUUUUCAGACAAUCAUGACAAUAAAGAUUUCAGUCAAAUUUACUCAACUCUUUCAUCUUUCCCUCCCAUCACACUUCGUAAGUUGAACUACUCAUCAGAUGUUAUAUGUUUUAGUGAUGUGUACGUCGGACUUGCGGGAUCAACAUUAUGGUACCAGUAUGGAUUUUUCGAACCCCAAGGCCCAUUGCCUGUCAAUGGUUCAGAUGUACUUUUGAAAGUGCGGAGAUCAGCCAACUACCUAGCCGAACAUUUCCACACAAAGUGCCUGUUGUGCAACAGUGGAAAUUAUUUAGUAAUUUUAUCAAGGAAAGACAAUAGACUAAUUCUCAAUGAAGGAGAGUUAAUCAUGGCGAUGGCAAAGGCAACCAAGCUAAAAGUUAUGUCUGUGAGUCUAGAGACUCACAGCUUGGGUGAGAUAAUUUCUAUCAUAAAAUACUCACGAGGAAUUAUUGGCAUGCAUGGAUCCCUCCUUUCAUUAGUCAUAUUCUUACAGCCAGGCUCGGUUGUCCUAGAGCUUUUCCCUUUUGCCAUAAAUGCUUCAAAAUAUACCCCUUUCAAAACUUUCUGUGAACUACCAGGAUCAGGGAUUGUUUACAGAUCAUGGACAAAUCCCUACAAGCAAAAAUCUGUAGCACAUCCCGAGUGGCCACCAGAAAUGGGUGGCAUUCACCAUUUGCCAGACAAUGUUCAAGAUAAAAUUGUUCAUGAACAGGUUGUUAAUGAUCACCUCUGCUGUGAGGAUGCGUCUUGGCUGUAUCACAUUUAUCAAGACACUGAAGUUGAUUUAAAUGCCGUAAUUUCCAUUACUGUUGAUGCAUUUGCCGUUUCUGAAAAAAAUACCAUUAGAUCAGAACAAAAAUCAAACUCAAAAUUUCUGCUAGCACCAGGGCCUGUAAAGAACCUUGCGUGCAAACAAAACACAACUACCAAUGUUUAUAUUUAUGAGCUUAGCUGGCAGCUUCCUUGGAAUUUAGAAUUCCUUGAUCACAAACAUUUGGAGUCCCAUUUGGUUUUCCAAGAAAGCGGUGAUAAUGAGACAACUGAUGUUAUACUUCAAAAUGACCAAGUGUCUUACUCUAUUCAGUCAUUAGACAGAGAUGCGGAAUAUAAUGUAUGGGUUAAAGUUGUUAUAGAUCAUAAUGUUGGUGGGCCAUUCACAUAUACUGCUUGUAGAAGUAGCAAACUUAGGAGGUAAGCAGUGUUUAUUGGCAGUGUCAAUUUAAUUUAGAAUUUUGGAGCUGGUACAAUGUAAUCUGUUUGAUGAGUAUUAUUUUAAAAACAAAUUAUAAUGUCACAUUAAAUAAAAGCAAUUCUAAAAUAUACAUUUUUAUUCUGACUGUCGUGGACAAUUUUAAUUGAGAACACUUGGACUUUGAUUACUUUCUUAUUUCAAGUAUGUAUGAUUUUGAAUUUAAUGUGUUAAGAUUCUCUUACCUUUGGGCUCUUUCUAAAGACGAAUUAUGAUCACAAGGUCAGGUGAAAACAGAGUGUAUAAGAUGUUAUUAAAUUGUUACAAGAAGAUAAUAUAACUAUUUAUCAGGGUAAUAAGGGGAGAGACUACAAUCAGGUUAGCACAAUAUAAAAUGAGUAAAACAGAGUAGGGUUAAACCUGAAAAAAGAAACGCAACAAAACAACGAACGUGUCGGCAGAAAGCCUUCGUCAGCGAACGAAAAACAGAAAAAACGGUAUAAAUGUAAAAAUAAGAAAUAGCACUUAGCUUGGAAGUAGUAUCCGUGGGCCUCAAAAGAAAUUUCUUUCAGCAACAGCAUAACAAUGUUAUUAAAAAGAAUUUAGAGAAAUAAUUAUUGCAUUUUUAGUGUUGAAAUUACACAAAAUCCACACAUUUACUUGAAUUUUUCGUUUUAAACUUAAUGUAUGGCUCUCACAGAAUUACUUUUCAAAAUAUGAGGUGUCCAUGGCUCUCUCAGACAAAAAGGUUCCAGACCCCUGCUUUAGGGGAACAAUUAAGGAGAAUUCAUUGUUUUAGUGUAAGAGUGAAGGUUUUAAAUUUUAAAAAAGCACUAUUUUAAAUUUGUAGUAGGGUAAUUUUCAAUUAUGAUGAAUCUGUGCAAUGGAAUACAUAUUUUGAAAAAUCUCUAAUAAUUGCUGUCUCUAGUUUGUGAAUAAUGAAGUGUCUUAUAAGUAAUAAUAUAUGAGAGAAUGGAUUCAAGCCAUAUGAAGUAAAGAAAAAGUGGAACAAGAUAUGUUUAGGCUUGAAAGGAAAAGAUGGGACAGUUAAAUGGACAUUUCCGCUAGAUGCCUUCUUCAGCAGACAAAUCAAAACAACAGAUAAUUUAAAUUAAAAACAAAAAAUUGUGUUUUAAAAUUUCAAUUGAAAACAAUGCAACAGGCUAAAUGUUCAGAACAGGAAUCUUUGGUUUAAUUCUCCUUCCUUUUCUUUUCAAGCCUAAGCAUAUCUUGUUCUAUUAUUUAUUUAACUGUGAUACACACUUCACACUGUAAUGAGCUAGGAUUUUAAACACUGUUUAUUUAUUGAUGUAAAAAUUAAUUUGGAUUGGA